CCUCAACAGUUAGGCCUACAAGUAUAAAUCUAAGAUAUGGCAAAAUUAAGGAAAUAUGGAACCAUACCUCUGUAUGUAGUGGAAGACCACAAUGAAGUUGUACCAUUCAUACACAGAGCUAUAGGUGGACGAUACCUACCUAUGUCAGACAUCAUCUUUGUGCAUUUUGAUUCUCAUCCAGAUCUACUCAUCCCAGCAGAACUUAAGGCUGAUGACAUUUUCAACAAAGAUAUCCUUUAUGAGAGUCAAAGCAUAGAAAACUGGAUACUACCAAUGGUUUAUGCAGGACACAUCAGUAAUGUUAUCUGGUUUAAACCUCCCUGGUGUGAACAGAUCAGAGACAAGACAAUUCAGUUUGAUGUCGGGAAAUGUUCCUCAACAGGUUAUCUCAGAACCAGCUGUAAGGAAAGUUACUUCGUCAGUGAGACGUUAUAUAGGCCAGCAGAAAAUCUUCUCAACAGAAAAUCUCUCACUUUGACUGUCAUAACGGUUCAACCAACCAACUGGUCAGAAAAACAAUCAAUAAAUACAUGCCAACAAAAUGGUGUAGGUAAUGGACAAAAAGAGAGAAAUAUGUGCCAUUCAGAUGAGAAAACUAAAUCAGAAGUUAAAGAAGAUCUUCAUAAAAAUACAGAUGUUUUGAGUCAAGGAGAGUCUUGCAAACUGGACACUGGAAGUAAACGUGUUUAUGACACAGAUACAUUACAUUCAGAUGUUUGCCAUGAAAGUAUUUGUCCGAAGAAAAAGCAACGACUAAGCCCAAGUGAAAACAGUGAUAGUAGUCCAUGUAACCUAAGUCAGGAAUCAUUGUCACAUGAACUCAUUUUAAAGUUGGAAAAUUUAUUUGAAAAUUUCAAAGAUCGUCACAUUGUUUUAGAUAUAGAUUUAGAUUUUUUUUCAACUAAAAAUCCAUUUCAAGAGUUGUAUAGCCCAAGACAGUUUCAGCUACUACAGGACCUGUAUGUGUAUUCCAAGCCUACAGAUGACUCAGAUGAGGCCAUCACAAAAUGUGUAGAAGAAAGAGAGGCCCAACUGUCUGAGCUAAAACAGAUAUUGCAGUCAAUGGGGGAUAACCCAGGUGUGAUUCCAAAACAUGACAGAUCUGAGCUGAUCCUAACUCUGGUUGAAGACCUAAGACAACAUUUUGGAGAAGAUGGUGUGGACUUUGGGUUACUACAUGAUGCUGGCUGUACAUGUGAUGAUACAGAAUUGCCUCAUCAUGUCAGUAGCCAGGAGCAGAUAACUCUCCUAGUAGACUCUGUUCAGGAACUACUGUGUCACAUGCACAAACCAACUAUUAUCACUAUGGCGAGAUCCAGUAACGAUGACUACUGCCCUCCAGAUCAAGUGGAUUACAUACAGGAUCAGACCCUUGAAAUCUUACAAGAUCUUUACUUAAAGCUCAAUCUUACUGCAUCUUAUUGACCAGGAAAUCUAACAAAUUCUCUACACAAAGCUCAACCUGACUGCAUCUUAUUGACCAGGAAAUCUGACAAAUUCUCUACACAAAGCUCAACCUGACUGCUUCUUUUUGACCAGCAAUCUCACAAAAUCUCUACCCAAAGCUCAAUCUGACUGCAUCUUAUUGACCAGAGUCUUACAAGCUCUGUAUCUGACUUUCAAGCUGACUGCAUUUGAUUGAUCAAGACUUUUGACCAGAUCUCUACCUGAAGAUGUGAUACUCAUCCGAAAUAUUCUAAAGUGAUCAGAUUCUGAAGAAAACAUCACUACAACUCAUAUCACCUGUGUUAAAAUUUUAUUAUAUAAAACUUAAAAUAUUAA
This is a messenger RNA of Ylistrum balloti, 1782 nucleotides long. RefSeq names its product UPF0489 protein C5orf22-like. The coding region runs from base 37 to 1425 and encodes 462 amino acids. The transcript has 7 exons. NCBI's taxonomy places the organism in Eukaryota, Metazoa, Mollusca, Bivalvia, Pectinida, Pectinidae. The record is from RefSeq and is a predicted model, not a curated record.